Molecule: messenger RNA, 279 nt
Organism: Saccharomycopsis crataegensis
Lineage: Eukaryota; Fungi; Ascomycota; Saccharomycetes; Ascoideales; Saccharomycopsidaceae
Exons: 2
Coding region: 1-279 (92 amino acids)
Source: RefSeq, a predicted model, not a curated record
AUGUCUGCUGAAACCGAAACCAAGCCAGUUGUUGCUGAACAAGCAGCUGCCCCAGUCGCUGACGAAGCUCCAAUCACUGAAGCCGUCAAGAAGGUCGAAGAAAGUGUCGAAACCGCCACCAAGGACACCCCAGUUGCCGCUGAAGUUAAGAAGGUCGAAGAAAAGGUUGCUAAGCCAGUUGAAGAAGCUGCUGCUGCUGCUGAUGCCAAGAUCAAGGAAUCUCCUCUCAAGAAGUACAUUGCCAAAAUCAAGGCUUUGGUUGCUAAGGUCACCAAAUAA